AUGGCAUUGGAGGAAUGGGAUUCUGGCUCUGGCCCCGUCGAAUCUCUUGGACGCGCCGCUAGGAUCCGGUCUGCUUGUCUGGGCGCCGGCUCAGCCAGGGUCGACGAUGUGGCGCCGUCGAUUGCCGGAUCGCACUUGGCCGUCGCAUCGGGCAAAUCAGGCCAUCACAACGACUCGGGGAGAAAGCACUUUCGCCCGACUGGGCCGUGGCUUGAGCCCUCGGCACGUCCUAGUCGAUUGGACGAGAGCAGAAACAGCGCGACAAACGGUGCCCCGACAUUCUGCGGAUGGGCCCAAUCUUCAGCAGACAUGACGGGGCUUGUCGGCAAUGUCAUGGGGGGAUCGCGUGGCGCAAAGCUUUUCCACCCCAUGUCGCUGGCUGUAGCUCUCCCGCCGCCGCGCGGCAGCCGCGAGUAUCCGACCAAGCAGCCCGCCGCACAACUCAUCCACGACACGGCUCUGCAGGUCCCGUACGAUUCCGGCAUGGCGACUUUGCCCCCCCCCUUCCCCCUACGAGAAGCCACGAGGCAAAUGAAUGGCCGGUCCGGGCUCCUGUCAACGAGCCGCGGGAUUCUCGUCAUGCUGUCGGGCUGGCUGGGGGGCGUACAGAGUUUGCCAUGGCAGAGCGCAUACACGGUCGUCUGUUGCGCCUGCAGCGUCCGUGAUGCGUUCCCGUGGCUCUCCGAUGGUCGGGACGCGGAUGGUCGGGACGCGGGUGGUCGGGACGCGACGACUUGCGGGCUGGAGCGGAAACACCUGCCAUCUGCUGACCUGGCAUUCGGCCACUUGGCUGGACGCGAUGCUGGCCCUUGGUCAGAUUUGAGCCAGGCCAGACCAGACCAGACCACACCAGACGCGUCGCGUAAUGCGGGCGUGUCUGGCGAAGCUGGGGAACCCCGGACCGGACUGCGCUUCGCUUGGGGAACGGCUUGCCCCGGUCGACAACACGGGCAACGGGUUUACGGGUUUGAGGCAGACGAAUUUCCUCCGGGCCUCCCUGCGGCCCUCGCCGUGGGCAAAUGGCACAGCGACACGUCGAACGUUGGAGCGCAGGCAAUCCAGCAAGCUGCAUCUAAUGCCGGACAAGAUGUCAAGACUCAACCAAUCGACACCUGGUUGGCACAUGGGGGCCCUGAAAAGCUUCAAGCCCGCGCCGCGCCGCGCCGCCCCAUCAUGGCUCUGUGCUCCGACUUCCAUCUCGGUCCGACCUCGGACCACUUCGCCCACGAGGUUUUCUAA
This is a messenger RNA of Ustilaginoidea virens, 1239 nucleotides long. RefSeq lists its product as uncharacterized. The transcript is spliced from 7 exons. Lineage: Eukaryota; Fungi; Ascomycota; Sordariomycetes; Hypocreales; Clavicipitaceae. The record is from RefSeq and is a predicted model, not a curated record. The coding region runs from base 1 to 1239 and encodes 412 amino acids.